CCGCCGCCUCCCCCGCCCCCGGCGGCUCCCCCUCCUCCUCCUUCUCCUCCUCUUCCCCCGCCCCAUCCCGACGACUCCGACCCCGAAUCGCGGCCGCCGCGCGCCGGAUCACGCCCCUCCCGCAGCCCUAGCCGCCACCCCGCGCCCCACGAGCGGCCCCCGCCUCCGGAGGGGGAGCGCCCGAGCCGCGCGGCCGGCGGCGGCGGCGGGAGCGACGACGGGAAGGCGGAGGAGGCCGAAGCGGCGCGGCGGCCGUGGAAUCUGAGGCCGAGGAGGGCGGCGAACCCUCCGCCGCUGUCGUCGAGGAACGGCGAGGCGUUGCACGACGCCGCGGGCGGCGCGCCCGGCGGGGACAAGGAGAAUUACGCGCAGCAGCAGUUGCAGCCGAAAUCCGUGCGGUUACGAGGCUUAGCGGGGGAGGGCGAGAGGAAGGAGAAGAAGAGGAAGUUCUGGAUAUCGCUGUCGAAGGAGGAGAUCGAGGAGGACAUAUUCAUCAUGACGGGGUCGAGACCUGCCCGGAGGCCUAGGAAGAGGCCCAAGAACGAGCAGAAGCAGCUCGAUAUUGUCUUUCCUGGUUUAUGGUUGGUGGGGCUCACACCGGAUGCUUACCGUGUGGCCGAAGCUCCGGCCAAGCCGGCCAAGAGAUAGUUUGCGCUGAGGUACAACAUCUUGCCCGUUUCCUGAGCCGGAGGUCUCUCUGUCUCUGUCUCUCUCAACCAAAUUGUCAUGCUCUGGAAGUUCUCGGUGUCUUCACCCUGCGAAAUUUGAUAUUGAAGGCGUACGUCGCAGAGAUAAAAGGUGUUCCCGAGCCGGAAGUCGUGAUGCUUGAAGGCCUAUGGAGGCUCGUAAGCAUCGGGAGCUUUCGCACAGCAACUAGAGGUAAAAUUUGGUUAGUAGGUACAGGAAAGGGAAAAGUAUCGAAUUGGGAAAAGGGACGAAGUUAUUGUUCAAUUUUUUUUGUUUGUUGAUCUAAAUUUACUUUCCCUGCUGGGUGUUUGCUUUGUAAAGAAGUUUGGUUUUUUAAUUGUUCGGCAAUUGCAAGCAGUACAUGUAAAUCUGAAAAUAGGGGCCGAAGAUGAACCGAGAGAAUAUUUUGGGUAAUUUAUGCUAUGCUUUGUGCAUUAUGAUCUCCCUUUAAUUGUGUUUCGAGAUACCAUAUUGGUUGAAUAGAUUAAACUUCUUUACAGGCUUCUUCAUAUGACUACGUAUGCUGACACAACAAAGCAGAGUAGCGAGGUCUAGUUCGGAAAAUAAAACACCAUCCGCGCUUACUGCAUUUAACUUGAUUGGGCAAUGCAGACCCAUCGCAAUUAGAUUCUUGUUAUGUAUAUGUGUAGGCUGUUGUAUGUAUUAUCUGUCUUGCAUACAUGAAAUGGGUGAUCAUGUUUGUAUUUAGAAGUGCCCAUACAAUUAGAAUAAUCUCCCAUGUGUCAAUGUUCUUCAUGUGCUUUAAAGCUUAGGAGAUUUUUUGUCUGUGGUUCUGUUGUUAUCAGAAGUACUGCUCAUUAGGAAAUUAUUGCCUUUCGGGAUAA
This is a messenger RNA of Eucalyptus grandis, 1532 nucleotides long. Its product is annotated as proline-rich protein 2. The annotation marks the transcript as partial. The record is from RefSeq and is a predicted model, not a curated record. The transcript has 3 exons. NCBI's taxonomy places the organism in Eukaryota, Viridiplantae, Streptophyta, Magnoliopsida, Myrtales, Myrtaceae.